Messenger RNA from Rhipicephalus sanguineus (brown dog tick), 1747 nucleotides. RefSeq names its product venom metalloproteinase antarease-like TtrivMP_A. Lineage: Eukaryota; Metazoa; Arthropoda; Arachnida; Ixodida; Ixodidae. Bases 193 to 1707 code for a protein of 504 amino acids. Gene Ontology annotation, molecular function: metalloendopeptidase activity. Gene Ontology annotation, biological process: membrane protein ectodomain proteolysis. The transcript is spliced from 14 exons. The record is from RefSeq and is a predicted model, not a curated record.
UGGCCAGAGGCCUAUAACAUUAAAGCUGAGGUCACAGUCUGUUCAGUCUAGCCCCACCUGAAGACAGUUACCAGCUGCAAAGAAGACGUUACUAAAGUUGGGCACUUGCAAAUGAGCCGAGUGGUGCAGACUACGUGCCCAGUAAAGAAAUAAUCCCAAACAUUUCCUUCGGGAUCAUAUCUUAACGUCAGGAUGGUCACAAGCUGUUUGCUAAGUUUUUAUCUUCGGCUAUUAUGUUUCUAUCUUUGCUUGUGCGCCAUUCUUCAAGUCACGCAUUGCGGCAAAAUUCCCGGUGAGGGCACGUUGGUCUUUCCGAAGCUUCUUGAAAGCCGCGACGACAGAGGGACAAGGCUGCUCAAAAUAAGUGACGAUCUUACACUGAACUUGGAAAAGAGUUCUGUCAUGGGCAAGGAGUUUUUACUGCGCACAUAUCAAGGACAUGUUAUGCAGCACAACUACCUUGAUGGAGAAGCCCUGGAAGAGGACCUGUAUCAUGACCCGAAACAGUUCGCCUCAGUAAUCGUGUCUGAAGAAAAUGGAUUGCAAGUGGAGGGUGUUCUUGGCCCGAAGUUGGCCAUAAAGCCUUUCGAGGGCCAAGGAAGAUCCGCUGGAGCACGGGACGUUCCGCACCUUAUCUACAAAAUAGAAGACAACGAUGGAGUUUACGCGGGAAAAGGUGUGACAGUGAAGGAAAGAGCAAACAUUUCUGAACGACAGAAUCAAAAUGGCGCGAGGCCCGACACUAUAUAUCCGGAAUUAUUGCUUGCGGUUGACAGCACAUUCAGGGCACAGUUCAAGACAAAGUAUACUCUGAUGAAGUAUCUAAUGAUUACUAUGAACUCCGUCAAUGUGCGCUACAUGACUGUAUCUAAUCCUUCCGUAAGGCUGACAUUUUGUGCGCUGGAAAUUUUAACCGUCACUCAAGAGACUUUCUUACUCAAACAAGGAAAGUAUGUUCACGCACUUCGCACUCUUGGAAGCCUACGAGACCAUGUUCGGAACAACACGCAAAAGUAUAGCAUUUACGACGGCGUUUACCUCAUCACAGGGCUUGACAUGGCAGAGCAUACCUAUUACGGUUGGAAUGGCAACCUUCUGGGUUAUGCAUACAUCGGAGGCAUAUGCACCUGGCAGAAAGUUGGUUAUGGUGAAGACACUGUAGGAACGUUCAGAGGCAUCCGGAUACUGGCACACGAAGUCGGACACUUGCUUGGUUGCCCACACGACGGCCAAACGAGCGGUUACUACACUUCGGCCAACUGCCCUUGGAACGACGGUUUCAUCAUGAGAUACAUGGAAAUUGACAGUAGAAGCAUGAAGUUUUCACAAUGCUGCAACACAAUGAUUUCUUGGCUUGCAUGGUCACAAACCGGGGCGUGCCUGCUAACUGCAACCGCGAAGCGGAAAAUAAAGAAGAAAUAUUAUACGAAGCUCUUCGUUGGAAACAUAAUGACUAGAGACCAGAUCUGCAAGAUGUCGUUCCCCAAUGUUCCGGACACCCGCUUCAUCGCUGAUUACAACGGAUUUGAGAACUGCAUGGCGAGGUGCUUCAUGCCUGCAUCAGUUUAUGGUUACGAAACAUUUAUGCCUACGUUUCUGCCAGACAAUUCUCCAUGUACAGAGAACAACGGGACUAGAUGCAGAAACGGUGACUGCACCCAAGCAAAGCUGAGGCGUGAGCAAUACAAACCAUACCAAGAAAGGUAACAAUAAAGCAAAAUGUGACCAUUUAUCUUUCUGUGGUAUA